CCAUUGUUGUUUCAUCGCAAACGCUUCUCAUGGCGAAAAAAGACAGACGACGCAAAGAUUCUCCCGCCACCACCGCCGACGUCGACUUCAAAUCCCUAAUCCGAUCCCACUCAGUCUUCUUCGAUCAUCUCGUUGAGCUCAUCCCUGCCCGCUACUACCUCCCCCUCAACGAGGACAGACCCUGGUUCUAUGGCCUAUCCAAGAUCCAGAAGGCCGCCGUCAAGGCAGAGUCUAGGGAAAACAUUAAGAAGUCUCGCCGCGCUCGUUUCGACCCCGCCAAGUCGUCCACCACCACCCUCGAUCACCUGAAGAGGAACAUAGAAGCGGCGAACGCAGCGGCAGACACUAGCGAGGAUGAGGACGAUGAAGAAAGUGGCGAGAGCGAAAUCGAGGUCGAUAACUCCCGGCCGGUGACCCCCGAGGCCCCUUCCCUUACGUACGAGGAGCUCCGGCAGCGGCUUCACAAGCGGAUCGACGAUCUCCGGUCUGGUCGCAACACCCGGCCGCAGCUUCUGAUCAAGCCGAGGCCGGAUAAGGCAGACAAGAAGAGGAAAAAUAAAAAGAAGGGCGAGGAGGAAAAAGCUUCUACUUCUCUAGGAAAGGAGGAGGCGACCGAGCCUCACCAAGAGAAGAAGAAAAGGAAGAUGGCAAACCGCGAUGGAGGCGUUGGUGCUCCUGAUAUCUCAUUUGGGAAGGUCAAUUUGAGCGGGGAGGAUGAUAUUAGGAGCAAAAAGAGGAAGCUUUCUAAGAAGCAUCAGCUGGAGAAGGCGAAGAAGUUGGAGGAAGCUAAAAAUGAUCCUGAGAAGGGAGCAAUGAUCUCUAAAAAGCAUUCUUGGAAGUCAGCCGUGAGCAGAGCUGCAGGUAUGAAGGUACAUGAUGACCCAAAACUGCUGAAAGAGAGCAUAAAGAAGGGCAAGAAGAGGCAGCAGAAGCAUGCAGAGAAGUGGAAGGAGAGGAUCAAGAUCACGGAAAAAUCUAUGGCAGAGAAGCAGAAGACAAGGACAACAAAUAUCAAAGGGAGGAUCCACCAGAAAAAGAUGAGGCGUAUCGAGAAGAGGGAGAAGAAACUGAUGCGCCCAGGCUUUGAGGGACGGAAGGAAGGAUAUAUCAAUGAAUGAGCCCUUAGGUAAUGAAACUUUUACACGAAUUAGAGUUUUAAGAGGAGGUAAUGGAGGACUACUCUUUGGCCCUUCUUGUAUUGUCUAGCUUAUAAACAUCUUGCAAUCUUGCUUUUCUAUUAGUUGAUGUCCAAUAUUUAUGCAAACUUGGAGUGAUUAUCAUUUGACUACAUGGAUUUGUAAUUUUCUUUGGCUAAUAAUGGGCUAAUGAUACAUCUUUGACUGUUCA
Molecule: messenger RNA, 1347 nt
Organism: Zingiber officinale
Lineage: Eukaryota; Viridiplantae; Streptophyta; Magnoliopsida; Zingiberales; Zingiberaceae
Product: surfeit locus protein 6-like
Exons: 1
Coding region: 30-1118 (362 amino acids)
Biological process (GO): ribosomal large subunit biogenesis; ribosomal small subunit biogenesis
Cellular component (GO): nucleolus
Molecular function (GO): DNA binding; RNA binding
Source: RefSeq, a predicted model, not a curated record